Argiope bruennichi is the source of this 7224-nucleotide messenger RNA. Its product is annotated as cGMP-dependent 3',5'-cyclic phosphodiesterase-like. Gene Ontology annotation, biological process: positive regulation of gene expression; regulation of mitochondrion organization; cGMP catabolic process. Gene Ontology annotation, molecular function: 3',5'-cGMP-stimulated cyclic-nucleotide phosphodiesterase activity; 3',5'-cyclic-GMP phosphodiesterase activity; 3',5'-cyclic-AMP phosphodiesterase activity. NCBI's taxonomy places the organism in Eukaryota, Metazoa, Arthropoda, Arachnida, Araneae, Araneidae. The coding region runs from base 43 to 2226 and encodes 727 amino acids. Gene Ontology annotation, cellular component: nucleus; mitochondrial matrix; mitochondrial outer membrane. The record is from RefSeq and is a predicted model, not a curated record. The transcript is spliced from 26 exons.
UCCUCUUCGCAUUCGACUUCUGUGCUUCGCACCUCUCGGGACAUGAGCUGCGACGACGAAGAGGAGCCGGCGAGAGCAGAGAAACUGCUCCGUCUCAUAGAGAGUUUGGAUGAAGACAGUUACAGCUGCUUGCAAAUAAAAGUUAAUCAAUAUCUGAAAAGAGAAAGCGACUCACAGCACAGCUUCAUUCUUAAUGUAUCGAAGGACGAACAAGAAAUAUUUUGUACGGUGAUGAGUGAUAAAGUUCUUGAAGAGAGACUUUCUUUUCCUAUCCAAAGCAACAGUUUUCGUACAGCAAUAAAAGAAAAUAGAUCCUUAACUUUAGAAGAUAUAAAUCAGGAUCAGGUGUCUGUGAUCGAGAGCAGCUUAGAUUCGAGCAUCGAAUCCUUGCUGUGUGUUCCCGUCCCUAGUGUUCGGAAAAACAGCAUCUCCAUGAUCGUCUGCUUAGCCAACAAGGAAGGGAGUUUCGAGGAGUGCGACGAGGAGAUGGUCCAGCAGGCCUUCCGCUGCGUCUGCCCCAUCCUUCUGAGGGCGGCGGCCUGCGAGGAGGAGCGCAGGCUCAGGGAAGAGUGCCAGUCUCUUCUUACAGUGGCUAAAAAUCUCUUUACACAUUUAGAUGACGUGACGCUCCUCCUAAGGGAAAUCAUGGCUCAGGCAAGGCAUCUCACCAAAGCCGAAAGAUGCUCUUUAUUCUUGCUCGAGAAGGAAAGAAACGAACUGGUAGCGAAGGUAUUUGACGGAAAUGUUGCUGAAGACGGCACAGAGACGUCCGUCGAAGUGCGUAUUCCGGCCGAUCAAGGUAUAGCGGGUCACGUGGCCACUUCAGGGGAACUUCUGAAUAUCCAUGAUGCAUACGCUCAUCCUCUGUUCUAUAGGAAAAUGGAUGAAACAACUGGUUUCAAAACGAGAAACAUUCUCUGUUUUCCCAUAAAAGAUGACAAAGGCGUCAUAGGCGUGGCAGAAUUGUGCAAUAAAAUAAAUGGGCGGUGCUUUUCCUUUUUUGAUGAAGAAAUUGCCAAAGCGUUUGCUAUUUACUGUGGAAUUAGUAUUAUGCACUCAUUGAUGUGGAAAAAGGUCCGAGACGCGCAACACCGCAGCAGGUUAUCUAAUGAACUUAUGAUGUAUCAUAUGCAGGUGCUACCAGAAGAUGUGAAAAAAUUGGCAGAAACUGAAAUUCCUCCACCUGAGGAGCUGAGUGAAGAUUUUGCCAAGUUCACUUUCAUUCCGAGGUCUCUGAAGGAACAAGAGAUGACACUGGCCGUCAUGUGCAUGUUUCAAGAUUUGGGAAUGAUUCGUCGGUGGCGUAUUCCUAUUGAUACCCUUGCCAAAUUCGUCCUGAUGGUGAAGAAAGGUUACCGGGAUCCACCUUAUCACAACUGGAUGCACGCCUUCGCUGUCGCACAUUUUUGUUACUUAAUGCACAAAAAUGUCAACCUAAUGGGAAAUUACCUGUCAGAAUUAGAAAGCUUAGCCCUUUUUGUUGCUUGUUUAUGCCAUGAUUUAGACCACAGAGGGACAAAUAAUAAUUUUCAAGUGGCUUCCAAAUCAGAUUUGGCUGCUUUAUAUUGUUCUGAAGGUUCAGUUAUGGAAAGGCACCACUUUGCUCAAGCUAUGGCUAUUCUGAACACCGAUGGAUGUAAUAUAUUGGAAAAUCUCUCCAGAAAAGAAUACACUCAAUGUCUGGAUUGCAUGAGGGACGUCAUCCUUGCCACAGAUCUCGCUCAUCACCUGAGAAUUGUAGAAGACAUCGAAACAAUGUCCAGAGAGGGUUACGAUGUCGAUAAUCAGAGCCAUCAUCAGCUGCUGCUUUGCCUUCUCAUCACCUGCUGUGACCUUUCUGACCAGACGAAGGACUGGAAGAGCUCCAAGAAAAUAGCGGAGCUCAUCUACAAUGAGUUCUUCUCCCAGGGAGAUCUGGAGAAGGCGAUGGGGGUUCACCCCAGCGAAAUGAUGGACAGGGAAAAGGCCUGCAUUCCCGAACUGCAGAUUGGGUUCAUCAAGAACAUCGUCCACCCUGCUUAUAAAGUCCUGACUACGAUCUUCCCCGAAGUGAUAGAAACGCUGACAGCAGUGGAGACAAACCGGGUCUUCUGGGAACGUAUGCGAGACGUCUAUAAACGCCGUUAUAGUAACAGCACCUCCUCUCUCGACAUGUUCGAAGACGAGAGUCUCGAGCAGGAGGUCCUGGCAAUCAGUUGCGAUUCGGACGAGGCACCACUCGCCUGAUUCAACCCUUCAUUCCGUUAGAUUGUACGCACAACGGAAUUUUCGUUUCGAUGUUGUUUCCUUAUUAAACACCCAAGUUAAAAAGCUCUUCACUGGAAAACUCGGACAGAAGCAGAGCUUGUUGGGAUAAGCACGCAUGUAAAAGAAAGCGUACUGGAUUUGUUUGUUUUUAGUGAUGAUAAGGAAUGGGAGAUAGUUUGCAAUAUACGUUUCUAGAAUAUCAUUGAAUUGUGAUCAGAUAGUCAAAACAGGCUUUUCUUUUCGUUGGGUAUAUGCAUAUGUCCGGCAGAAUUCAAUGUAUUACAUGGUUUCAUUUCUGUUAAAAUGCUCAGAAUACAUUUGCUGAAUAAUAUUUUGCAAAUGGUAAUUUAUUUAUGUUAGGAAAAUAUCCUUGUUUGUUCAGCUUUUCAUUUUUACAACGAAUUAAUUUCAGCCGCUCUUUAUUAUUCGUAUUUUAAAUGUUGAAGUACGUUUUAUAAAUUUAAAAAACACACAAUUUGCGCAAUUCGUCACACAUUCCCUCAUAGUUGACAUAUAAUUUUAUUUUUAUUUCAACACAUUGUAAAUUACGCAUGUUGCAACAUUAGUACAAUAAAUGGUGACGGGUACUGAAAUUAAUACGAAAAAGGGAGAUUUAUCGUAGAAAGUCGAAUGGCAAUCGAAAAAUCAUAAAAUGAUUUUUAAUUCAGAGAAAUAAGACAAAUUUGGCAUCUCCCUCAGAAGCAGCAAAACGAAUAAAAUUGUUAUUGAUUAAAUUUAUGUAAAUGCCCGGCAAAUAUUAUACUUAUAUACUUAUAAAGUAUACUUAUAAUAUAUUUAUAAAGUAUGGUGGAAUUUACUGGCUUGCAUCUAGAACCUUUUUCUUAAAAGAAAGAAGAAUUAAAGAAUUGAAUGCUACUAAUUAGUGAACAUAUCUAUUUCUGACUCAUUGAUUUCUUGGAUAUUAUAUGCUGUUUCUUAAACAAGAAUUUCUUAAUUUAUGGAGGGAUUAUGUAUAUAAUAUUUUUAAAUGCAAAGCAUACAGUACAAUAUACAUACAAUACAAUGCAUUGUAUGCAUAUAACGGAUAUGCAUACAAUACAAUACUAUUGCCUUAAAGAAGUGCGCAGCAACAGAAGAACGGCUCUAAUAUUCAUUCAUAACACUCUUAUUCCAAAUUUGCAAUUGUUAUUAAUUGGAAUGUAUUUAAUUUAGAAAUUGUUAUUUAAAAAUUAUACAAGGAUUUAAAAAUGUGUGAGGGAUAUUUCAUUUCUUUGCUGCUUUCUUACUAUAUUUCUUUCUUUUUUUCCUUUGAAAGAAAAUUUUCUUACUUUUCUAAGGGGUGUAAAACCUGACGUGAAUCGUCGAAAUGAAAUCUAAAAUAAUUGUGCAAUAUUCCUUUGCGAUUUUAUUCUUUUAUGUCCCAUUUUUUUCACUUCUAUAAACUUGUUGAAAUGUUUAGAUAUAUUUUGGCUACAACUCAUAAGAAAGGAAGAAAAUUUUCUUUCUUUGUAUUAUGUUUCUUUUCAUAAAAGACGAAAACAACAUACAUACUUUCUUAUCAGUUUUUAUGAGUUGAAUAAGAAACAGGUUUUGGAAGAUUUAAUAGAAAAUGUAUGGAUGUCUGCAAGGCUAGAUCCUGAGUUUAACUGUAAUGCACUGUAUAAGCUUUCAAUCAACGAAAUGAUUUUUUUUUUAAUGUUGGGUUUGGAUUAGAGAAUUAUGAUCAAAUAUUCUUAAGGAAUGAUAUAAUUUAAGUAAAAAGAGAAUUUUAUUUAUAACUAAAGCCAAAAGGAAUAUAAUUUUACGACACUUCAAAGAAACUUUUAAAUCUUUGUUUUUAAACAAAAGAACGAACAUACACACACAAAAAUUAAAAUGGAGCAGAAAUAAAGCGGUAUAAAUCAUUGCAAAUAUUAUAUUGUGCGAAUACGAAGUACAGAUUCUUCAGUUUAUCCCAUACACAAAUAGACAUCAUCUUUCAUAUGAAAAAUAAGUGAAAUUCGAUGGAAAGGAAGACCAUUUCCUAACUUAAGGUACCAUUGACUCGGAUGAUAAAUGUUCCUCUAGAAAUUGAUUCUGGUAACAGCGGCGAAAAAAAAAAAAUCUGCUCUGCUAGUUAAUGGCGUGUAGAGAAAAAGAAACAUUUGCUUGUAGGGGCGAGAUAUAAUUAAUUUGUUUCACUCUUCGUCAGCAUGAAACAUUAGAAUUUUUUUACGUCCUGUAGCACAAACAACGAAUCUUGCAGCGUUGCAGCAUUCUACAAUUUACCUACCAUCCACGUAACCGAAUAAACGCUUCUCUUAGUUAAAGCUUCUUAAAGUGUUCCUUUUUCUGAAUGUCAGAGCCUUUUUCAUUGAUUAGCUCAGAAGAAUCAUUGUCACAAACCAAAAAUUCCUUCAGUUUAUUUUUUUACACUAUUUAGAAGCGUUAUUGCUUAAAGUGAGGAGCACAGUUCUUCAAACACUUAAAAAAUAUAUUUUCUUCGUAAAAAUAUAAACAUUUCAAUUCAAUUUUCUCACAUUGUGCCAGUCUUGAGAAUGGCUUUGAAACUUAUAUCAUCUGUUCAUAUCUGACGAUUCAAUAAGCAUUACUACGAAAUUGCUAUAAAAUAUUUUUUAAAAAAUCUGAUUCGAUAAUUGUUAAUUCUACAAAAAUCUAUUUUGAAACUUUUGGUGGAUCUGUAACAUAUCAGAAAAUUUUAGCUUGUGACUUAGAAUAGUAUCAUAAUUAAAUUCUGUAUAAAGAAAAUUAAAGUGUAUUCAGAUUAUGGAUUUUUGAGAGUUCAAUAUUUGGCCGAGUAUUCGUUUUGAAAACUCGUUGAAGCGCCGUUGAAUAUUUUACGUUAUUUUAUAUAAAAACACAAAUAAAGACUUCAUCUUUUUAGGACUUACACUUUUGACCUAUUUAAACGUAUUUGAUUGUUAAAAAGAUUUUGUAUGAGAAAAAUGCUUUUAAACUCAAAUUUGAAUAUUCUUGUUUAAAAAGGAUUAGAUCGAAUACAUUGUUGAAAAAACUAAAUGUCACAUUUAAACUGUCAUAUAGCUUAAGUUUGCCUUGUCCACAGAACUUACACAAUCUCUUUUCAACGAAGAUGGAUUGACUUUCAAUUUGCAAUUUGUUUCCUUUUUUGCGGCAGCUUACAGAAGUGCGAUGAAGUUUGCCUUAUUUAUAAAAUUUUAUUGUUCAGUAUAAAAAAUUAUAAAAUCUUAUUUGCAUUGUUUACAAUUUAACGCUUUAUUUACUAUGCCUGAAAAUGAAGUGUUAAAGACAUGAAACAAUUUAAAGAUUGUUGAAUCAUUACAUAUAUGAAUCUCUAUUAUAUAAUAGAGUAUUAUGUAAUAAUAAUGAUCUAUUAAGUAAUUAUGCAAUAAUAAUUAUCAAUACAUAUAUGAAUCUCUGCAUAUGUAAAUGAAUGUUUUUAUUAGGAUUUGAUGAUUUUUUUCCCUCCACAAGCAAAAUGCCGGGCUAUCAGUAGAACCAAAGCCAAACAUAACUUGUGCUAUUUCAACUGAUUCUUUUUAUGCAGCUAGAAAUCAUUUUUUUCAGUUUCUCUUUUUUUUUUUCCUUUUCAUUUUUGAAAUUGCUUUUACUUCUUAAAAAUGAGAUAGCCUUUUGUUUCACAUGAACUAAUACGCUAUCAUGCCUUCCCCAAAUGUCUACAUUCAUAGUAUACUUAAGCUGUUAAUGUUAAAAAAUAUAACGUUUUCUAUACUUAUAAAUAAUAUCCUUUUAAAUGAUCUCGCAGCGAUUUAUUUGCGCUUUGGUCAACCUAUAUGCUCUCUCAACAAGAAAACCAAAUAUUUAUCUUUCAAAGAUAAAAUAAGUGAUUAAAAAUUUCGUUUUAUUACAGCUUCAUUUUUCGGCCAAAUAUAAUAAAAGUAAAUAAGUCAAAGUUUUAGUACUUGAAACAUUCUAAAAGAAACAAACGGAAUUAGAAAUUCAUUAUUAAGCUAUUGCUACUUACAUCAAAAUCUUUCAUACAUUUAAUUUACAAACAAGAUUUAUUUAGAAUGGAUUGUUUUCAUCAUUUCUGCCUUCUUAGUGAUUGAAGCUAACUAGAUCACUCCUUUUCCAAAAUCUGCAUGUUUCAUUCUCAUCCAUGAUUCUUCGCAUAGAACUUUUUAAAACUGAAAUGAAAAAGAUUUUCUAAUAUCAUUGAAAAGGGAUUCUAUUCCCUUUUUGUUGCAGUUAUCUCGAAAUGAAAUCGAAUAUGCCAUUGCAUUCGCAAAAAAUAGGGUCACGUUAAACAGCGUCAAAGCGAAAGAAAAAUGUUAGGUAGAUAAGAAUACUUGAUUCGUUUCGACGUGCAACGAAAGUUUGCUCGUGAGUGAUAUCGUUGAGGAGAGUUCGCUUGCAAGAUUUUCAUUACGAAGCGCAAAUCCUUUGGCGAUCCCCCAGCACCUUUCAAACACCGACUGAAAGCAAUAAUGAGAAAUCAAAUACUUUUCCUACUCAUAACUCAUCUGUGUGUCAUGUAUUUAGUAUCGAGGAAAAGACUGUUUGCCAACACAGUUUUACAUAAAUUAUUUUUGUCUUGCAGAAGAUCAUUAAAUUAUUUUUCAGACAAGUGGAUUGUACACUCUGUUAAGUUUAAACCCAAAUAUUCAUAUCUUUCUAGUUCUGAUGAAAAUUCUUUGCAUUUUAUGUAUUUAUUUUUUUCAAAUGACCAGAGAAAAACACAGUGACUUCUAUUUUUUUCUUACAUAUGUUUUUUUAAGAAGCUGCAAAGGCUUCGAUGCAAAUAAAUGUGUCCUAUAUCAGUCUGCUUAUCUGGAAACUAAUUCCGCUUUAUCAAUGGAUGGGCAUGAAUGGCACCAUUGUUUCUUCCCGUUUUGAAGACGCUCUGUUCUGCACAGUGAAAUACUUGAUGUUCAUCAUUUUAAUUCUACUAUUCGUGCAUGUGAGCAUAGUUUGUGAUGUACUGUGAAUACAAAUAGAUGAAAACCAUUCAUUUGUUAUUGUUAUGUAAAAAACUGUACAAAGUGAUGUAUAAAGUAAUUUAAUUUAUUUCUGAAA